AGAUGGUAGGGAUAUAUCGAAGAUCGGUGAAUCGAUAUAAAAGAAGAGCGAAUACUAAAGCAGUGCCAGUUUUAGUAACUUUCUUUUAGGUAUCACGUGGAAAAGUAAAUUUCAUUUAGUGCCUCGUACUCUUCGCAUGCGGAUCUAUAAACCAUAUAUAUAUAGCACAGACAGAAAAAAAAUGCUUUUUGGAGCAUUAAUAGUAGUUACUUCUAUCUGGACAACGAAUGGAUAUCCUUCCACACCUCCAACUGACAUAGUACUUCAAGAUUCUGCACAACAGGAAGUGAUAUUUCAAAGUCCCGAACAACAGAGGGCCAUAUUUCAAACUUCUGUACAGGAAGUCGAGCAAGAACCAUUUAAUGACGAUUUCUUCGCUUACGAUGAUUCGAAAUCAACGUCAUUUUCGGGACAAGGGGCAGAUUUCACCAUUAGCUGCGUGGGGGUGAAUAAAAUUUGCGUCAAUAAACAUGAUUGUAUAGAUGGUUACAUUCAUGUUGCUAACAAUGUCGCUUAUUCCCUAUCUAACAAGAAGGGGCAAUGUAGAGUCCAAACGGAAGUUUGUUGUAUAGUAGCAGAAGAAUAUCAGGGGUCAACUGUAAAGACUGUACCAUUAGAACAAGAGUUAAGUAGCGGUACUAAUAUAGGAAUCAAAGUCAGCCCUCCAUUUGGACCGAGCCAGGAAGAAAGUGGUGGAAUCUCAAGUUCGCAGUCGACUGAAGGAAUUGCUAUACAAAAUGCGUUUGCAGUAGCAGUUCCCGUGCAAGUUGGUUGUGCGGCAGCUCUUCUUUGCGUUGAAGAGAAAUUUUGCACCGCAGAUGGUACAAUUAGUCCGGAGCCUGUUACGUUGUCUGGUAGGCAACUGUUCAAUCGUGUACCACUAAGCAGUUGUAAAAAUCCAGAAAAUGGAAUAAUCGGCAAGUGCUGCCGAGAUCCAAACUACGUGGAUCCUUGGCCCACCGGAAAUCUACCUGCAAAUUACUCCGGUGGCUUCGACGAGCAAGGAUUUCCCACGUUUCUGAAUAUCGCUAAAGUGAAGGCAAAUAAAACUCCUACGAAAACACCUACGAAGACACCUACGAAAGGAGAAACGAAAUCUCCUCGUCCGCAGAUUCCUGUGCCAGUCGAACAAAAACCAGAACCGGUACUGUUACCUGAAAAUUCCGUAGUUUCUUCAGAAAUUUUACUUCCACCAAUUGAAAAUGUUCCUGAAGAUAAACACGAUGAAAACAAGGUUAAUUUGGGACAACCUCAACAAAUAUGCGGAGUUAGAAAUCAGGUACCGCAAAAAUUGAAAGAAUCGGAAACAGCUUUUGCCGAAAUUCCAUGGCAAGCGAUGGUUUUACACGCUGAAGAAAGAAAGAUUCUUUGUUCUGGUGCCUUAGUCAGCACACAGGAUGUAUUAACAGCUGCUAAUUGUGUCGAUAGCUUGUUGCCAAAUGAUGUUUCCAUAAAGUUAGGAGAAUGGAAAUUAGGGUAUGAAGUAGAGCAGGAAGAACCACUUCCUUAUAAAAUUAUGAAUGUAUCAUACAUAAAUGUACAUCCUGGGUACACAAGGGGUCUUGGAGAACAUGAUCUUGCAAUUUUACAUUUAGAGCAGCCUACAGCAUUUGAUUAUCAUAUAAAUCCUCUUUGUAUACCAAACACAAAGCCUCCAUUACAACAAAAUAGACCUUGCAUCAGCACUGGUUGGGGAAAAUCCAUCCUUCAAGCUCAUUAUGCUGGAGCAAUCAUGCAUGCAGUUAGUAUGAACAUACUUCCACAAGAAUAUUGCAAAGAACAAAUAGCAAAUAGUGACUUAAGAGUGAAUACUGUAGAUGGAAGUAUUUGUACUACACCUAAGGAGCAGCAAAAUAAUGUUUGUGAAACAGAUGUUGGAGGACCACUAGCAUGUGAAAAUGAGAAUGGUCUUUAUGAGUUAGCUGGAAUUUAUAGUCAAGAUACAGGAUGCCAAGCAACAAAUCAAGUUGCCAUUUUUGCUCCAUUAGAUGACAAAUGGAUAAAAGAGACAAUGUUUAAAUCAAUACCAAGUGAAACCAUAACAAUACAAAGAGAAACAAGCACGCAAUAUAAAGGUUUAUUAAUUUCAAAUGACUAUAGAGAAAGUACUUUAUCUACAGAUAAUCAGUAUCUACCUCCAAAUUAAAAAUCCAUUAA
Molecule: messenger RNA, 2157 nt
Organism: Osmia lignaria (orchard mason bee)
Lineage: Eukaryota; Metazoa; Arthropoda; Insecta; Hymenoptera; Megachilidae
Gene: scaf
Product: inactive serine protease scarface
Biological process (GO): proteolysis
Molecular function (GO): serine-type endopeptidase activity
Source: RefSeq, a predicted model, not a curated record